AUGAUGUCCUCUUAUGAUAAUAUUACAAAUGCAGAAUACUGGGCUGUACUAAGUAUUUAUAUUAUAGUGGAAAGAGUGUAAUGCAAAAAGAAAAUUAAAUACCCUGAAAAUGUACGGAAAGAGAAAAAACAGAGAGGAUGAGAGAGAUUCAAAGAUAAUUUUCUAUCUGAGAGUUGUAGAUUCUAUAACAAUUCAAGGCAGAGAUUUAGAGAGAGAAGUAAAUGAAUGCUUAGAAUUUAAGAAUAUACUACUGAAAUAGCGACAGAGGUUGCUAUGUAAACAUGAUAAGAAGAGAAUGGAGAUUGGGGUGAGAAUAUAUUAAUAUUCCCAAUAAUAUUCAGUAUGA
Paramecium octaurelia is the source of this 346-nucleotide messenger RNA. The record is from the annotation of a GenBank genome assembly. NCBI's taxonomy places the organism in Eukaryota, Ciliophora, Oligohymenophorea, Peniculida, Parameciidae.